AAAGUGAUGCACAAAUACAGCUUGAUGGCUAGCAGAGAGAGGCAACGUCUGAGUUGUGGUUGUAAAGGAAUAAGAACUUGCCUGAGAUGUGAGGGAGAGCAGUCUAAACGGCAUAUACUGCAGAAGAAUGAGCUGAUACAUUAUGAUUUCACCUAUGAUCCCGUACUGAAGUCUGCAGUCCGAGAGGAGAGAGGUGUUCGACAGUCCUUUGGGUUUCCUGGAGUGUUUUUGUGGGAGGAUUUUGUCUCGGAAGAUGAAGAGAAAGAGUUGGUCGCCAGAAUGGACGAAGAUGUCUGGAGAGAAUCUCAAUCAGGCCGGCGGAAACAGGACUUUGGGCCAAAGGUGAACUUCAAAAAACAGCGAGUCCGUGUUGGGGACUUCACUGGCCUCCCUGCUAUCAGCAGUAACCUGGUGGAGAGGAUGACAAAGGAACCUCUGUUGGCCUCCUUCAAACCAGUAGAACAGUGCAACUUGGACUAUGAUCCACUGAGGGGCUCUGCUAUUGACCCUCACUUAGAUGACAGCUGGUUAUGGGGAGAGCACUUAGUCACCAUCAACCUGCUCUCGAACACUGUCCUCACAAUGAGUUUAGAUCGAGGAUGGAGAGACAUGGAACAAGGGGAGGUGAGAGUGGCCGUGCAUCUACCUCGGAGGUGUUUAGUUGUACUUUAUGGAGAGGCACGACAUCGGUGGAAACAUAGCAUUCACAGAAAAGACAUUCACAGCCGCAGAGUGUGCAGCACCUUCCGAGAGCUGUCUGCUGAGUUUCUACAGGGAGGGGAACAGGAAAAGCUGGGAUCUGAGUUGUUAGAUAUUGCACUAAGCUUCAAGGGUGUAUCACUAUAAGCUUUCUCUGGCUAGAUAUGUCCCAGUGAAAUUUGUUCAUUUUUUUUUAAAGGAAUAGUUCACCCAAAAAUGAAAAUUCUUUUACUCACCCUCAUGCCAUCCCAGAUGUGUAUGACUUUCUUCUGCAGAACACCAGCUAAGAUUUUUAGAAGAAUAUUUCAGCUCUGUAGGUCCAUAAAAUGCAAGUGAAUGGUGACCAGAAUUUUGAAGCUCCAAAAAGUACAUAAAAGCAGCAUAAAAGUGAUCCAUGCGACUCCAGUGGUUAAAUCCAUAUCUUCAGAAGAGAUAUGACAGGUGUGGACGAGAAACAGAUAAAUGUUCAUGCCCUUUUUUUUAUUAUAAAUGUCCACUUUCACAUUCUUUUUGUUUUUGGUGAUUCGCAUUCUUCGUGCAUAUGGCCACCUACUAGGCAGGGAGGAGAAUGUAUAGUAAAAAAAGACUUAAAUAUUGAACUGAUUCUCACCCACAUCUAUUAUAUCACUUCUGAAGAAAUGGAUUUAUCCACUGGAGUCGUGUGGAUUAAUUUUACACUGCCUUUAUGUGCUUUUUUGAGCUUCAAAGUUCUGGCCACCAUUUACUUGUAUUGUAUGGACCUACAGAGCUGAAAUAUUCUUCUAAAAAUAUUCAUUUGUGUUCUGCAGAAGAAAGAAAAUCAUACACAUCUGGGAUGACAUGAGGGUGAGUAACUGAUGAGAGAAUCUUCAUUUUUAAGAGAACUAUCACUUUAAACACACAUGUAAAGUGAUGAAUUUUUUUUUAUCCUAAUUUAAAUAAAAACCAUGCAUAUUCAGUGUUGUUUAAAAUAUGUUGGGAGUUUUCAAUAUUAUAAUUUAAUUCAAGAGGCCUUUUAAAUGAUUCAUCAAAACUAACAUUUUAAAAUAAUAAAUGAUAUAUGUGACUUAUGUAAAAACAUGAAAUGUUUCGCGUUUCGAAAAUAUAUAGUUUCGAGUGAGGGAUGUUGACAGCAUGAGGAAAGGGACGUGUGGCGUGAGAAUAGUGUCAAUUGCAUGACUCGCGCUCAAAGCGUGAGAAUUGGCAGCCCUGGAAGACAUUAAGGAAGUGUACAUAUAAACAUCUUCCCCUUUUUUAUUGUGCAAUUUUACGUUGUAAAAUGAUAAUUGUGCAAUGCAAAUUUAAUCAUUUUCAUCAAUAAUGUUAAUUACACUUUAUGCACAUUCAUUGAGUUUACCUAUUUAUUAAUUUGGUUAUUAGCGUUGGUUUAGAAAGCAGUUGGUUUAUUUACAGUUGCAAUCGAAAUUAUUCAAGAAUGUCAAUGAGCUGGAAGUUUUUGCUCACGAGAAAUGUGUAAAAUUCUAAUAGAGAGGUGUCCGAAGCCUGAGAACACUUACCUGAAACAUUUAUUUGAUGUUAUUAAGGAUAAAGGAUGCUCCACAAAUGAUUGAUAUUGGGGGUUGAAUAUUUUUGACAUGACAUUUGUGGAGAGAAUUAGUUAUUUUUUAUUUUAAAAUUUGGGUAAACUGAACUCUUUGUUCUCAAAAUCACUCAAAUGUGUAUUAAAAA
Molecule: messenger RNA, 2367 nt
Organism: Myxocyprinus asiaticus (Chinese sucker)
Lineage: Eukaryota; Metazoa; Chordata; Actinopteri; Cypriniformes; Catostomidae
Product: alpha-ketoglutarate-dependent dioxygenase alkB homolog 4-like
Exons: 3
Coding region: 7-846 (279 amino acids)
Biological process (GO): protein demethylation; actomyosin structure organization; oxidative demethylation
Cellular component (GO): contractile ring; midbody
Molecular function (GO): oxidoreductase activity; demethylase activity; actin binding
Source: RefSeq, a predicted model, not a curated record